Molecule: messenger RNA, 513 nt
Organism: Echinostoma caproni
Lineage: Eukaryota; Metazoa; Platyhelminthes; Trematoda; Plagiorchiida; Echinostomatidae
Source: the annotation of a GenBank genome assembly
GAUGAUCCAAACGCAACAGAAGAGAUACCAAGUCUUCCUAAUCAAAAGCGUUUCGGAAUUAAUAGAAUUCUAGAUCAUCUGGAACCUCUUGUGAAAAAGCAGUUGUCAUCUGUUCUUCUUUUCGGUGUUGUUUCCCCGGAAGUCAAAGACGCCGUUGGAUCUCGUGCCGACUCAGAUGACAGUGUUGUAGUAAAUGCAGUGAAAAUUAUCAAGGAAAAGUUUCCGUCAUUGACUGUAAUUUGUGAUGUUUGCUUAUGUCCGUAUACAAGUCACGGACAUUGUGGUCUCAUUCAAGAUGGAAAGAUGGAUGUGGAAAAUACCGUGGAUCGCUUGGCUCAAAUAGCUACUAGAUAUGCCAUCGCCGGUGCCGAUAUAGUCGCACCUUCUGACAUGAUGGAUGGACGGGUUCACGCGAUCAAAACUGCCUUGCGCGAUUGCGGUUUGGCCGGGAGCGUUUCGGUCAUGGCCUACUCGGCUAAGUUCGCUUCCAGCUUCUACGGUCCAUUCCGGUGA